AUGGCGUCUCUGCUGGACAUGAAAUUUGGGAGCGACAGCGAGGAAGAUGACGAAGACUACGCAGGCUCCGCCGGGUCCUCCGAGGAGUCUGGCGAGGACGCGAGUGACGAGGAGCAAGACUCAACACGUGCCGAAGGUUCCUGUACACACGGUGACUCGUCCCACCCUUCCCAGGCACCGGCUUCCACAGCUUGGCCCGAGGCGACACGACCCGCAGGAACCUGCAUCCCCGACGGCGGCGACGGCGGCGACGGCGACGAGAUGACAGUGGCAAGACGAAAGCCCGUCAUCGCGUCCAGCAGAAGAAAACGGAUGCUCAGAGGCAAACAAAGAGAGGACGAAAAGCGGAAAUCCAAGGCAGCCAAGAAGGCCGAAGAAGAGGCACGGAAGCAAGAAACCGCGGCGCUCUUUGCGGAGAUGGAGAAGGAGUCGCGAGAAGCUCUGUCUUCGUACAACUCCCCGACUCCGACAGACGACUUCUUGUUACAGUUCCACCGCCGCUGCCCGUCGACUGGAGAAAAGAGGAACCAGACGUGGCAACAGCUGCAGCACCAUCUGUCUAUUGCUGUCUCAGCUCUUCAGCCGACCUCGCAGCUUCGUGGCGGCAGUGCGCCCCUUUCAGGAGUGGUUCCGAAGACACAGAGCACUGGACAACAUGCAGUUUCACGUGGGCCGCUCGGACCCAGUGAUGCGGAGAGCGCUGGUGCCUCAGCUGCUUUGGGGGCGCAGAAGGCGGUCGAUCCAGAGGGACGUGGAGGGGACGGAAAGCCGGAGAACCUCCACGACGGAACUCUGGCGACUCUGUCAGGCACGACGGCCACUGCUACAACGUUCAGCGUCCGAGAAUUCAAACAGAGGUGUCGUCGUCCGACAGACGCGGCUGUCAUCAAGCUGAGAGACGAAGCCAUGCGGAGCUUAGACACGACGGGAGAAGUGAUCGUCAAGAAGGUAGCGCGGUUCGCGGGCCAGAACAUCGAGGUCGAGGCGCGCAUGGAGGCCGCUUCAGAGGAAUACCAGAAGUUCCUGCAAAUGCAGCAAAAGGCACAGCAGCUCGGGGGGCAAUUUGCCGAGCUCGACGGCCUCGUUGCUGGUAACCCAACAGUCUAUCGGUGUUCCCACGAAACUCUCGCGGCCUGGACCUCAUGCGUAGAUGCAGCAGGCACCGUCGCUGCGCUGGAUGGACCUUCGGCCAUCAACUCCGUGGAGAAGUCACAGGCUGACUGGGAGAAAUUCAAACGAGACAAGGGUAUUGAGGCCGAGCUGAAGAAAGGCCACGGGUAUCUCGACAAGCAGAGUUUUCUUGCCGAGACCGAGUGGCGCCAGCACGAAAAGAAUGUCGAGUUGCGUCGACGGCAGCAGCUCCAGCAGCAAGCUCAACAACCCCAGUCCUCUCGCACUUGA
Molecule: messenger RNA, 1401 nt
Organism: Neospora caninum
Lineage: Eukaryota; Apicomplexa; Conoidasida; Eucoccidiorida; Sarcocystidae
Exons: 9
Coding region: 1-1401 (466 amino acids)
Source: RefSeq, a predicted model, not a curated record